Molecule: messenger RNA, 3367 nt
Organism: Ctenopharyngodon idella (grass carp)
Lineage: Eukaryota; Metazoa; Chordata; Actinopteri; Cypriniformes; Xenocyprididae
Gene: tescb
Product: tescalcin b
Exons: 8
Coding region: 233-871 (212 amino acids)
Molecular function (GO): calcium ion binding
Source: RefSeq, a predicted model, not a curated record
CGAUUACAAACUGGAUUAGCAAAGUAGGCUUGAAUUCUUACAGCAUUUCCUGCAGAUGAUGUUUAUGCGGCUUUAGGACCCUGGGGACAUGUUCUCAUUCUCACAAGGCACAAUGCAAUUUGCAUGCGUUUGUUCUGCAAGGCAAACACGGCUGUAUGAGUGAAACCCAAACCACCGGAAGAUCGAGGAACAGACUCGCGUACACGCAUAUUGGUGUAGGAUCUCUAUCGUGAUGGGAAGCUUUCAGUCUUUGCCGGAUGACCAUCAAUAUCGAACCCUGUCACAAAAGACAGGCUUUUCACUGAAGCAGAUUGGAAUCCUCCACAGUCGGUUUAAGCAGCUCAGCCAAAAUGAGGAAACAUUACGGAGAGAUGACUUUAAAACAAUCCAAGAUUUGGAAAGCAACCCAAUUCGGUCCCAGAUUAUUGAGGCUUUCUUUGAUAGAAGAAAUUUCAAGAAAGAUGGUGUGGGAUCUGUGGAGGAAAUUGGUUUUGAGGAAUUCCUUACCGUAAUGUCGUACUUCAGAGCACCGACCCAUCAUAUCACAGUGGAGCAGAGAGAAGAAAUGAGGAGAACCAAACUGCGCUUUCUGUUCAACAUGCAUGACACAGACAAUGAUGGAACAAUAACACUGGAGGAAUACAGACAUGUAGUCGAGGAGUUGUUGUCCCGUAGUGGAGCUGUUGGAAGGGAGACAGCUAAGGGCAUUGCAGAUGCUGCAAUGCUGGAGGUUGCCAAUAUCUCAGGACCUGAUGAGUUCUAUGAAGGAAUAACAUUUGAGCAAUUUUUGAAGAUUCUUAAAGGAGUUGAAAUCGAGACGAGUAUGCACAUUCGCUUCUUAAACAUGGACACAACUGCAUUGUGCAAGUAACAUCUUGUCUAAAUACUGCUGGUUAAAUGUAUACUUUUUAGUAAAAUAAGCACUUUAUUAGAUGAGGCCGUUUUAGAAUAGUUCGGAUUGAUCUGUAGUUCUAUGAACUAAUUGUAGGAAGCCCAGAGUGUGCAUUUUACAAAUGUUAACAAGCAAUAAGAAAAAAGUCUCAUGAUAUCUAAAACUCCUGGCUUUGCAUGCCGAUAUUACUUAAUUAUGGUACAAUACAAUUAAUACUAUGCAGACAUUUAUUUUUUUAUUUUACUUGUUUUAUGUAAUUAUUUCCUCUUUAUUCUAAAAUUAUAUAUGUAUAAUAUUUACAUACAUACACACAGUGUGUAUGUUUAUAUCCAAAUGCAAUCAUAAUAUUUUAACUUGAAUGUAUUAAUACUGAAUAGAACAAGCAUAUUAUUAACACUGUGAUAUAGAAAAUAGCAAUAUUUUGUGUGCUCUUUUUGUGUAAUCUGAACAUAAUACUAAAAAAAAUUAAACAAUUUAAAUCCAUGAUCAGAAAUAAAGAACUGCAGUUACUCUUAUCAACCAGCAGAUAUAGCUAAUGUCACAGCUUUGUUUGUGUCAGUGGAUAUAGAAAAACUCAGGUACUUGUACAACUGAUAAACAUGUUUCAGCCUGUUCUUGCAAGGUCAACUAGAAGUGUAUCAACAAAAAUUACAUUAUAAACAAUACAAAAUAUUCUUUUUUUUUUUUUUUUUUUUUUUUUUUUUUUACAGUGAAUUUAUAACAGGUUAGGCACAACGUGGAAGGGAGCUGUUAUUUUUUUAAUUUAUUUAUUUAUUUAUUUUUUUAUUAAUUAUGCAAACAGACAAUUACAAUAUUUACAGAUGAGAAAUUAAAUGCAAAAUACAAAUACAAAGACCAACAAAACAUACAUAACAGCCAAUAAGAUUUGUGUGUGUGUGUAAGUGUAAGUGUAACUGGGUGUGGGAGUGGAAAUAUAUGAAUAAAGGCGCAUGUAGGGAAGUACAACAGACAUAACCAGAGUUUAAAAAAUAAAUAAAUAAAUAAAUGAAAUAAAGAAAAAAAAAGAUUAAUGACAAUAAUAAAAGUAUCACACAAAAAAAAAAAAAAAACUGGAGAAUGGAGGAUGAGGAGGGUGACAAUAGCAAUAGUAAUAGCAAUAAUAAUAAUAAUAAUAGUAAUAAUAACAAUAAUAAUAAUGAUAAAUUCAAUUAAUAAGAAAUGACAAAUAGUAAUAAUAGUAUUAGUAAUAGUAGUAAUGAUAACCAUAUUAACAAAUAUACUCAUUUCAUCCAGAAUGAGGGGGAGGUUAAAGGAUCAGGAAGAGGACAAAUAAAAAUAAUAUUAGUAGUAAUAGCAAUGAUAAUAAUAAUAAUAAUAAUAUUAAUAAUGGUAAUAUUGAUGCAGCUAUUAAUAAUAAUAAUAAUAAUAAUAAUAAUAAUAAUAGUAGUAGUUGUAAUAGCAAUGAUAAUAGUAAUAAUAUUAAUAAUGGUAAUAUUGAUACAGCUAUUAAUGAUAAGGUAUUAUAAAGCUGCCUCUGAUCCCUCCAUGGCCACGGCAUAGGUUAGACCCCCGCCAGUGCCAUGUUGCAACGGGCCAUCAAGGUGAGGUGCUACGGGGCCCAGGGUCCCAAAAUCCACACCCAUCUCUGGCCAUCCCACACAUCACGCUUACCCUGUUGUUUAGCUUUUUUUUGUUUUUAAAUAUGGCUACAUUCAUUGUUAUACUCAUGAUAGGCAUAUGUCAACUAGUGUAUAAUGCAUUAAAAAAGCAUGGCGUGCAGCAUGGAACCAGCCCAGUGCAAAGCCCAGGCCGCCACGCCCACGCCACACUUACCCUAUGUGUGUGUGUUUUUUUUUUUUUUUUUUUGCUUUAAACUUGUUUUAAGCUCCAAAUGAAUGUCUAUACACCUCAUCUUAUAUGUGAUGCAUUAAAACAGCGAGACAUGUUGUGCUAAACCAGCCGGAGACAAGAAAUCCCAGGCGAAGGUACAAGCUGGAGGGCGAAAGCCCAAGGCCCCCGGCCCCACAUCACACCCACCUACAACUAAUCAGAACCGCACAUGGCAGGGACUGGUAUGCCACGGCCAACCAGGGUCCAGAAGCAGCGAAAAAGAGAAAGAGAGAGAGAUAUACAAAAUACAAAAUAUUCUAAAACAAUGAAUGACACCAUGACAAUGAUGAUCUGUAGGUGCUAGUGGACACCAAAGACUUUUAAUCAAUAUUAGCAGCCACGUAUAUUUCAGUAAUAACAGACUUUGAGACAUAGAGCUCAAGUUGUGCUGUGUUAGCAGUUGUGCAUGGAUCAUACUGAUGUAGUUUUAAAGGUAGGAAUGUUUUGCAUAAAGCAUUUUUGCAAAAAUGAAACUCUGUGAAAGGGCAAAAAAUGUGUCAGAAUGAAGAAAUGAAUUAAUGUUACUCCCGUUAACCUUAAAAAGGAAAAAAAGACUGUACAUGCACUCACUGUGAAUUGAAUCUGCAACUUGCAUUUACCACAAUAAAACGGCAUCUUGCAACA